UACAGAUGGCCCAGCACCGGUCGCAACGCUCGGCUACGCAAUCAAUCACAUCGGCCUCGUCACAACCAACCUGUCCGCCAUGAAAGACUUUUACGUCAAUAUUCUCGGUAUGAGAACGCUAUUCGACGCCUAUGUCACACCCGAAUACACAGUCACCUACCUCGGUUUUGCGCAAGGAGGUCGCAACGGGACAGGAUUUCAAAGCGGUGCCGAUAUGACAGCCGAGAAGAACAAUUUAUACGGACUGAUUGAGCUGCAACAAUUCAAUGUUUCGGAUGAUACCUUGCUUGCUUCCACAAAAAGGAGCAAUACAUUCGGCCAUGUUGGUCUUAUCGUGCCUGACGUCGUCAAGGCCCAAGAGUACUUUGAGAGCAAAGAUAUUCCGAUUUUGAAGAAGGUCAACGUACCUCUUUCGGAGUUUACUGGUGUCAUUCCCAAUGCUUACGGGCUCGGAGAGUAUGCGGGUGCGCAUAUUGAGGCCAAAAAACGCCUCCUGAAAGCUCAAGGUCUUAUUGGACUUGAGAUGUUUCUGAUGAUUGCUGAUCCAGAUGGAAACCUGAUCGAGAUACAGCAACAAGACUUGUAACGGUGUCUGAUUAUACCAGAAUUAUUGGC
Messenger RNA from Talaromyces proteolyticus, 615 nucleotides. RefSeq lists its product as uncharacterized. Lineage: Eukaryota; Fungi; Ascomycota; Eurotiomycetes; Eurotiales; Trichocomaceae. The coding region runs from base 80 to 586 and encodes 168 amino acids. The transcript has a single exon. The record is from RefSeq and is a predicted model, not a curated record.